Molecule: messenger RNA, 1509 nt
Organism: Colletotrichum abscissum
Lineage: Eukaryota; Fungi; Ascomycota; Sordariomycetes; Glomerellales; Glomerellaceae
Product: 4-aminobutyrate aminotransferase
Exons: 2
Coding region: 1-1509 (502 amino acids)
Biological process (GO): GABA catabolic process
Cellular component (GO): mitochondrion
Molecular function (GO): pyridoxal phosphate binding
Source: RefSeq, a predicted model, not a curated record
AUGGCCCUCCUCAGAGCCUCCGCGUCCCUGGCGCGUCCUGCCGCCCGCGCGGCUCGCACACCCACCGCGCGCAGAGCAUUCUGCCUCUCCGCCUCGCGCAUGGCCGCCGCCCCGAGCCUGUUCGCCGGCGAGCCCUCCGGCCCGGCCCUCAAGACUGACAUCCCCGGCCCCGCGUCCAAGAAGGCCACCGAGGACCUGCACAAGGUCUUUGAUACCCGGAGCUUGAACAUGCUCACCGACUACAAGAAGAGUUUGGGCAACUACAUUGCCGACGCCGACGGCAACGUCCUCCUCGAUGUCUACGCUCAAAUCGCUUCCAUCCCCCUGGGCUACAACAACCCGGCCCUCGCAAAGGUCGCCCAGACCCCCGAGAUGGUCAACGCAAUCAUCAACCGCCCCGCCCUGGGCAACUUCCCCCCCGAAGACUGGGCCGAGGUCCUCCGCACCGGCAUCCUCAAGGUGGCGCCCAAGGGUCUCGACCAGGUCUUCACCGCCAUGGCCGGCUCCGACGCAAACGAGACUGCCUACAAGGCCGCCUUCAUGUGGCGCCGCCAGCAGGAGCGCGGCGGCCCGGACGUCGAGUUCACCGCAGAGGAGACCUCCUCCGCCAUGAACAACCAGUCCCCCGGCGCCUCCGACCUGUCCAUCCUCUCCUUCAAGACGGGCUUCCACGGCCGCCUCUUCGGCUCCCUCUCCACCACCCGCUCCAAGCCCAUCCACAAGCUCGACAUCCCCGCCUUUGACUGGCCCCAGGCGACCUUCCCCUUGCUCAAGUACCCGCUCGAGGAGCACGUCGAGGAGAACGCCGCCGCCGAGAAGGCCGCCCUCGACGAGGUGGAGCACCUCAUCAAGAACUACCACAUCCCCCCCGCCGCCGUCAUCGUCGAGCCCAUCCAGUCCGAGGGCGGCGACAACCACGCCUCCCCCGCCUUCUUCCGCGGCCUCCGCGAGGUGACCAAGAAGCACAACGUCCUCCUCAUCGUCGACGAGGUCCAGACCGGCGUCGGCGCCACCGGCAAGUUCUGGGCCCACGACCACUGGGACCUCCCUACCCCUCCCGACAUGGUCACCUUCAGCAAAAAGGCCCAGACGGCAGGCUACUACUUCGGAAACCCCGAGCUGCGCCCCAACAAGCCCUACCGCCAGUUCAACACCUGGAUGGGCGACCCGGCCCGCGCCAUCCUCUUCCGCGCCAUCGUCGACGAGAUUGAGCGCCUCGACCUCGUCAACAACACCGCCCGCGUCGGCGACUACCUCUUCGGCAAGCUCGAGGGUCUGGCGAGCAAGUACCCCGGCCAAUUCGCCAACCUCCGCGGAAAGGGCCAGGGCACCUUCAUUGCCUUUGACAACCCGCGCCGCGACGAGUUCCUCAAGAAGGCAAAGGGUCUGGGCAUCAACAUUGGCGGAUCGGGCGAGAGCGCCGUCCGUCUGAGGCCCAUGCUCAUCUUCCAGGAGCACCACGCUGAUAUCCUCAUUGAGGCCCUGGAGAAGAUUGUCAAGUCUUGGUAA